Molecule: messenger RNA, 2088 nt
Organism: Oryza sativa Japonica Group (Japanese rice)
Lineage: Eukaryota; Viridiplantae; Streptophyta; Magnoliopsida; Poales; Poaceae
Product: aspartic proteinase NANA, chloroplast
Biological process (GO): proteolysis
Molecular function (GO): aspartic-type endopeptidase activity
Source: RefSeq, a predicted model, not a curated record
AAAUGUGCAGUUACCCGCGGCGCGAUCCUAAACCAAAAAAAAAAAAAAAAUCGAGCUGCGUGCCCCGCCCCACGCAGAGAUAAAUACGCACUCCGACGCAGCCCUGCUGCCGCAUACGGACACACACGGAGCCCGAAACGCGAGCACAACACCAACGCACAAGCCGAUACAGCACCAGCAGCCGCAGCAGAAGCGCUCGCGAGUUUGCGAGAAGUGAACCCGCGGCGGCUUUUGCCUUUGCUCCUGCUUUGCGGUGAGGAGACGCGCGCGCAUUGGCGCCGCCGUCGCCGCGACGCCCAUUGCCGUGUCGAUCUCCCCGUCCCGGUGGACUAUCGCGCGCGUUUUUUUGGCGGGGAGCGAGGCGGGCUAGCUUGCUAGCUAGCCGCGGGGCGGCGGGUCGGGAAUGGCGGGCCGCCGCCGCGUGGUGGUGCUGGUGGUGGCGGCAGCGCUGUUGGUCGCCGUGGCCUCGGCCGGCGCGAGCGGCAAGUCGGCGCGGUUCGAGCUGCUCCGGCUCGCGCCGGCGGCGUCCCUGGCCGACCUGGCGCGCAUGGACCGGGAGCGGAUGGCGUUCAUCUCGUCGCGCGGGCGGCGCCGCGCGGCGGAGACCGCGUCCGCCUUCGCGAUGCCGCUCUCCUCCGGCGCGUACACCGGGACGGGCCAGUACUUCGUGCGCUUCCGCGUGGGCACCCCGGCGCAGCCGUUCCUGCUCGUCGCCGACACCGGCAGCGACCUCACCUGGGUCAAGUGCCACCGCGCCGCCGCCGCCGCCUCCGCCUCCCCCAGAAACGCCUCCUCCCUCCCGGCGCCUGCGCCGGCCUCCCCUCGCCGCACGUUCCGGCCGGACAAGUCCCGGACGUGGGCGCCCAUCCCGUGCUCGUCCGCCACCUGCAGGGAGUCCCUCCCCUUCUCCCUCGCCGCCUGCGCCACCCCCGCCAACCCCUGCGCCUACGACUACCGGUACAAGGACGGGUCGGCGGCGCGCGGCACGGUGGGCGUCGACUCGGCGACCAUCGCGCUGUCGGGGCGCGCGGCGAGGAAGGCGAAGCUGCGCGGCGUCGUGCUGGGCUGCACCACCUCCUACAACGGCCAGAGCUUCCUGGCCUCCGACGGCGUGCUCAGCCUCGGCUACAGCAACAUCUCCUUCGCGUCGCGCGCCGCGUCGCGCUUCGGCGGCCGCUUCUCCUACUGCCUCGUCGACCACCUCGCCCCGCGGAACGCCACCAGCUACCUCACCUUCGGGCCCAACCCGGCGUUCUCCUCGCGGCGCCCGUCGGAGGGCACCGCCUCGUGCAAGCCUGCGCCUGCGCCCACGCCCGCCCCCGCAGGCGCGCCCGGCGCGCGCCAGACGCCGCUGGUGCUCGACCACCGGACGCGCCCCUUCUACGCGGUCACCGUCAAGGGCGUCUCCGUCGCCGGGGAGCUGCUCAAGAUCCCGCGCGCCGUCUGGGACGUCGAGCAGGGCGGCGGCGCCAUCCUCGACUCCGGCACGAGCCUGACGAUGCUGGCCAAGCCGGCGUACCGCGCCGUGGUGGCGGCGCUGAGCAAGAGGCUCGCGGGGCUACCCAGGGUGACCAUGGACCCGUUCGACUACUGCUACAACUGGACGUCGCCGUCGGGCAGCGACGUCGCCGCGCCGUUGCCAAUGCUGGCCGUGCACUUCGCCGGGUCGGCGCGCCUGGAGCCGCCGGCGAAGAGCUACGUGAUCGACGCGGCGCCCGGGGUGAAGUGCAUCGGCUUGCAGGAGGGCCCGUGGCCGGGCCUGUCCGUCAUCGGCAACAUCCUGCAGCAGGAGCACCUCUGGGAGUACGAUCUGAAGAACCGACGGCUCAGAUUCAAGAGGUCGCGGUGCAUGCACUGAUUCAACGGUGCCGAUCACUCCCUCCACUUCUUUUAUUUUUUUUCUCCGUGUGGUGGUGGUCUGGCUGAUUUUUUUUUGUUUUAUUUUACGCCGUGUUCAGAUACUAAUGCAAUGAGAAAAUGUAUCAAGCAAAAAAUGGUAAUCUGUAAUAAGUUUUCCUUUUCUUUUCUUUCACCCAUCUGUUCUUCUCAUUCCGAUGAAUAUAAGUGUAUAGAUUUUCUCCGUGCAAA